This is a messenger RNA of Trametes versicolor FP-101664 SS1, 3072 nucleotides long. Its product is annotated as condensin subunit YCG1. The coding region runs from base 1 to 3072 and encodes 1023 amino acids. The record is from RefSeq and is a predicted model, not a curated record. The transcript is spliced from 14 exons. Gene Ontology annotation, biological process: mitotic chromosome condensation. Lineage: Eukaryota; Fungi; Basidiomycota; Agaricomycetes; Polyporales; Polyporaceae. Gene Ontology annotation, cellular component: condensed chromosome; condensin complex.
AUGCCCGCACGCACACCUGCUCCGUUUAACCUUGACUCGCUAAAGGAGGCUCUACCAAAGAUAUUCGACCAGGCCCAGACUACCGCCGCCAACCACCAGAAGAACUUCGUUGCACUUUACAAACUACACUCUGAUGCCGCCGCCAUCACCGAGGCCGUCCAGAACAACAAGAGCCUGAAGCUCACAGGAGAGCGCACCUUUGAAGAUGUCUUCCACGACAUGAUUAUGCGUGUCCUACCCCUCAAGAAGGGCACCAGCGUCGCGGACAGGACCGUGAAGUUCAUCGCAGGCUACACCAAGUUCAUUACCGAGAAGAAUACCCUGGGUGUUGGGUCAUCAAUCCUGAAGGACUGGCAAACCUCUUGCCCGGUCGCGGAGGAACGGAAGAAGAAUAAUCUCGACGAGGACGAGGAUACCAUCCCGGAGCGCUUCCUAUCACAUCUCGUCCACUUCCUCCUCAAGGGCUGCACCGCCAAGGACAAGGUCGUUCGGUAUCGCGUCAUACAGUGCAUAGCCGACACUAUCUCUCACCUGGGUGAGAUUGACGAGGACCUCUAUACUAACCUCCGAGCCACUCUCCUUGACCGUCUCCGAGACAAGGAGCCCACUGUCCGGAUGCAGGCCGUGAUUGCUCUCACGAAGCUCUCCUACUCCGAGGACCCCUCCGAGCUGGAUGAGGGCGAGCCGAGCAUCCUCGAGACUAUUCUCGAUGCCAUGGCUUACGAUACGUCGUCGGACGUCCGCCGCGCAGCCCUGGUAAACCUUCCCCCGAACCCUCAAACGCUAACCGCCCUCCUCGGACGUUCUCGUGACGUCGAACCCUCCAUCCGCAAACUGGUCUACACCAACGUGCUUGAGAAGUACUGUCUCCCGACCGACCGUGGACCCGCGUCCACCGUUGGCUUCACUCACCCACGCGCACUUACAAUCGCUCAGCGCGAGAUGAUCGUUCGCAACGGUCUCGGCGACCGCGAGGAGUCGGUUAAGGCCGCCGCGCGGAAUUUGCUAGGGGCCUGGGUUGAUGUUGUGCGUUCAGACGGGGCAAAGAAAGAAGACACCGACAAGUCGGAUGCUAUCAUCGAAGACAUGGUCGCGUUCCUGAAGCUGUUUGACCUUACGGAGGACACGAUUGCAGAGGAUGCGCUGUCGAACGUGCUGGACGUGCGCAUGGAUAUCUACGAGCACAUCGAAUUCCUUGAGGGUUACUGGAACACUAUCACUCCUGAGCGUGCAUUCCUCGCACGGGUCUUUAUCGACAAAUGUAUCGCAAAGACGGACGCGCACAAGAUGGACACAACGCUUCCCGUCGUAACCGCAAUGGCCUUCCGGAUUCAGGACGCGUACAACGCCCUUGUGCAACACGUCGAGGAAGACGUCGUGCGUGCCGAGAGCGGACUCGACGACGCCGACGAGGACGAACGGUCGCGGCGCGAAGAGUCGCGUUUGGACCAGGAGUUCGCGAUCGGCGAGCUGCUCCGGCUCGCAGUCAACCUCGACUACGGCGACGAAAUCGGGCGGCGGAAGAUGUUCCAGCUCGUGCAGGGGAUGCUGUCCCAGGAUGUCCUACCGGAGGCACUCCUCGCACGUUGUCUCGACGUGCUGCGGAUACUCUCCCCAAGCGAGCGUGACCUUAUCCGUGUCGUGGUUGAGGUUGUGCACGAGCUGCGCGAUCCGAGCGAGCCCGAAGGCGAGACCACCGUGAAGGACGAUAUCGAUGACACAGAGACCGAAAUGGGUUCACCACGCAGGCCACAGAGGGUUGCCCACCUACCCAAGCCAGUGGCUGAAAUGUCACCCGAGGAGAAGGCACGCACGGAUGCGGUGGACCUCAGGUGUUUGGCGCUCUGUAUUGGGAUGCUGGAACGCGUCAAUGGAACCUUCGAGGAGAACUCGACACUGGAAGGUAUCCUCGGCGAGCUGAUCAUCCCCGCGGUCAAGCGGCGCGAGAUGGCGCUCCGCGAGAAAGGCCUCAUCAGCUUGGGCCUCUGCUGCCUCAUCGCACGGCGCAUGGCGCUGAGCUCGUUCCAGCUCUUCCUGAGCCAGGUACAGUCCGCCCCAGAGGUCCUCAAGGUCCGCGUGCUGCAGAUCAUCUUCGACAUCCUCAUGGUGCAUGAGGGCGCGUUCCUCGGCCCGGGGAGCCCCAAUGGAGAGAAGAUCGUUGAGUUUCUGCUGCAGCUGCUGGAGGCUGAGGAGGCGGAGCGCGUGCAGGCGUUGCUUGUUGUCGGUAUCGCCAAGCUGAUGCUGUCGGGUAUGGUCACGGAUGAGCGGGUCUUGCAGACGUUGGUGCUCGUGUUCAUCUCGCCCGAGACGGCGUCGAACCAGGAACUGCGUCAAUGCCUUUCCUACUUCUUCCCUGUCUAUUCGUACUCUUCGCCCACGAACCAGCAGCGCAUGCGUAAGAUUUUUGUCCCGCUGUACGAGCGUCUUACCAAGGCCUUCCACGACUGGGACGGCGACGAGGACAUGGUAACUCCCGCUCAGGUUGCGCUGAUGUUCGUCGACUGGACGGACCCUAUUCGUGCUGCGGAUGCGGCGAAGGGGCUGCGGAAGGACAGCGAGAAGGACCCGAUCCACCUCGACCUCGCGACGGAUGUCAUCAAGGCGCUGUUCAGCGUCGAUUACGACAAGGAGGACAAGAAGGCGCUCUGUCAGAUGCUCGGGAAGCUCUACCUGCCCGACGAGGUGGACGACGACAAAGUCCGUGUCCUCAAGCUUCUACUGACCAACCUCCGUUCGCGACGCCCACCACGGGAUACUGCUGCGAAGAAUGCGUUGGUAAAGUUCGAUGCUGCGCUCUCGAAGAAGUACGAGCGGCAGCUAGAGAACUUCAGCGAGGACGAAUUCCGUAAGCUCGAAGAGCUCCGCGAGUUGUUCGACUUCCUGGACGAUAUCAUUCCCGACUUUGACGAGGAUGACGAGCCGCCCAAGAAGGGUCGGAAACGACGAUCGAUGAGCGUCGCGACGGAGACGACCACCAGUGCGGCAACGUCGGGCGACCGCAGCCCGCCGCCGUCUCCUCGGCCUGGGAAGAGCAAAGCAAAGUGCGUCUGCGGUUUCCAUUCGUCGCUCUAG